This is a messenger RNA of Mytilus trossulus (common blue mussel), 1832 nucleotides long. Its product is annotated as F-box/WD repeat-containing protein 4-like. The transcript has 9 exons. Gene Ontology annotation, cellular component: SCF ubiquitin ligase complex. Gene Ontology annotation, biological process: SCF-dependent proteasomal ubiquitin-dependent protein catabolic process. Gene Ontology annotation, molecular function: protein binding. NCBI's taxonomy places the organism in Eukaryota, Metazoa, Mollusca, Bivalvia, Mytilida, Mytilidae. The coding region runs from base 167 to 1453 and encodes 428 amino acids. The record is from RefSeq and is a predicted model, not a curated record.
GUCAAUUCAAAGAACAUUUUGAUUCAGUUUGUUUAUUUCCCAAAUCCAAUGGGUAUUUCGAAACUCAUUUGUUUAUAAUUUGAGAUGUUUUACAGCAACCAGAAAGCAAUUAAAACCUUUGAACUAUCAAUAACUUUAAUAACUAUUUUCAGAAAAUUAACUGAAAAUGAACAUAAACUCUUCAGAGAUAACUCAUGAAGAUGAUAAGGGAAGACACUUUGUUGAUCUCCCAGAUGACAUCCUGUUUACAAUAUUUAGCUAUUGUAGCACACAGACUCUUUGUCGAAUAUGUCGCACCUGCUCACGACUAAAAGAUCUGGCAUCAAGGGACUGUGUAUGGACUAAGGAGAGUCCAAAUUACAGACUAAUGGUAUUUCCAGGAGAUGUAAAUAUAACAUAUAAAGGCAGUCCUAGACAAACCAGUGCACAAAGAAGAAAAAGAAAAAUUCUGUUGAAAGAUAGAUGUAGAAUAGCAAAGAACUGGGAAACCAAGAUUGUUAAGGAUACACAGGUUGUCAAACAUAAGACAAAAUUGAUGCCUUGGGCUAGACUACAUGGACAGAAGCUUUACGUUUCCAAUGCAGUGAACAUUAAUUGUUACGAUGUAUUUAAUGACAGUACAGUAAAAGAAGAUCUAUCAAACAGAAUCUCCGGCUGUAAUUAUGAUGUAACCAAAUUUGUGGUUAAUGACGAUGUUUUUGUCAGUGGAUUUAGAGAGGGCCGUAUUAUAGUAUUUGAUACUGUUUCAAAAGAAAAGAAGUUUGAAUACUGUUUUGAUGAAUGUGGUGAUACACAAGCUGUAGCUGUUUAUAAUGAUACAGUUGUGGCUGGUUAUCAAGAUGGAUCAGUUAAAGUUUUGAAUAUACAGAAAUAUGACAAAUCUGAUGUAACCACUAUAAACAACUGUAGUACUGGUGCCAGUAUUCCCAACCGGGUGUGGUCAGUUGCUACAGCUCCAGAUGGAAGCACAUUUACUGUUGGCAAUGCAGGUCUGGAAACAAAUAGGACUCCAGUAGAAGUGUAUGAUCUUGAAAGUUGUAGACUUCUAUACAACCUAGGAUCUGGUCAUAAGAGAGGAGCAGGUGUAUUAGACAUUAAGUAUGAAACACCACAUAUAAUGUUGACCUGUGGAUAUGAUACAAGUCUUAGGUUGUGGGAUCUCAGGACUCUGUCAUGUGAGAAAGAAUGGACAGAACCAUUUGAUACAGAGUUAUCUUCCAUACAGUCUGAUGGAAACAAUGUGAUAUUAACGGGAACAUUUCAGUAUGGAAUGACAAGAUUAUGGGAUAAAAGGUUGAAUGAUCCAGUGCAGAUGUAUUAUUGUGGUCAGAAGAGAUCCCCUGUGUACUGUUUGGAUACAGAUUUCCAGAGAUUAUUUGUAGCUUUAGACUGGGGAAUUCAUAUGCUAGACUUUACAGUAUAUAAUUCACAUAAUAAAAACUUAAUACGGUGACCUAUAGUUGUUAAUUUAUGUUUCAUUUGGUCUCUUGUGGAGAUUUGUCUCAUUUACAUUCAUACCACAUCUUCUUUUUUAUAUGUAUGCAUUGAUACGUAGAUUGUUAUGUCUGUGUAUCUAAAAAAUACACAUUCUGUAACUAUGUGCACAUGUGCCAUUAAGUUAUGAAAUAGUGGAUAGUAAACAACUGGAACUUUUUUAAUUCAUUAUUUUAAUUUUAUGCAUGAAAUAUUUCUGAGAGUAGAAAAGAUUUAAAUUGAAAAGGACAUCUCACUGAAAGUGUUCAACUUUCAACAUAUUGCUCAGUAUAAAGAUAUGUGAUAUUUACAAAUACUAUAUGUUUCUAGGUUAUUUAUGCACUAACUUAAAUAUGUGA